AUGCUGCUCCCGCAGCUCUGCUGGCUGCCCCUGCUCGCCGGGCUGCUCCCGCCCGCGCCCGCGCAGAAGUUCUCGGCGCUCACGUUUCUGCGAGUGGAUCAAGACAAGGACAAGGACUGCCAGCUGGCGUGUGCGGGUUCCUCACAGAAGCCACUGUGCGCGUCUGACGGCCGGACCUUCCUGUCCCGCUGCGAGUUCCAGCGUGCCAAGUGCAAGGACCCUCAGCUGGAGAUCGCUUACCGGGGCAACUGCAGAGACGUGUCCAGGUGUGUGGCCGAGAGGAAGUACACCCAGGAGCAGGCCCGGAAGGAGCUGCAGCAGGUGUUUAUUCCGGAAUGCAACGACGACGGCACCUACAGCCAGGUGCAGUGUCACAGCUACACGGGAUACUGCUGGUGCGUCACGCCCAACGGGAGGCCCGUCAGUGGCACGGCCGUGGCCCACAAGACGCCCCGGUGCCCCGGUUCCAUAAAUGAAAAGUUACCCCAACGGGAAGGCACAGGAAAAACAGUCUCCUUGCAAAUCUUUUCCGUUCUGAAUUCAGAUGAUGCCUCGGCCCCAGCGCUGGAGACUCAGCCUCAAGGAGACGAAGAAGAUAUUGCGUCCCGUUACCCCACGCUUUGGACUGAGCAAGUUAAAAGUCGGCAGAACAAAACCAAUAAGAAUUCAGUGUCCUCCUGCGACCAAGAGCAGCAGUCGGCCCUGGAAGAGGCCAGGCAGCCCAAGAACGACAACGUGGUGAUUCCGGAGUGCGCCCAUGGCGGGCUCUACAAGCCGGUGCAGUGCCACCCGUCCACCGGCUACUGCUGGUGCGUCCUCGUGGACACCGGACGCCCCAUCCCCGGCACGUCCACCAGGUACGAGCAGCCAAAAUGUGACAACACAGCCCGGGCUCACCCGACCCGAACAAGGGACUUGUACAAGGACCGUCCGCUGCAAGGUUGUCCGGGUGCCAAAAAGAAUGAGUUUCUGACGAGCAUUCUGGACGCGCUGUCCACAGACAUGGUGCACGCCGUGUCCGACCCCUCCUCCGGCAGGCUUUCCGAACCCGACCCCAGCCACACGCUAGAGGAGAGAGUGGUCCACUGGUAUUUCAAACUACUUGAUAAGAACUCCAGUGGGGACAUUGGCAAAAAGGAGAUCAAGCCCUUCAAGAGGUUCCUUCGGAAAAAGUCAAAACCCAAAAAAUGCGUGAAGAAGUUUGUCGAGUACUGCGACGUGAAUAAUGACAAGUCCAUCUCGGUGCCGGAGCUGAUGGGCUGCCUGGGGGUGACGAAAGAAGAAGGUAAAGCCAGUGCCAGGAAGCGCCCCACCCCCAGAGUUAAUGCUGAAAGCACUUCUAAUAGACAGCCAAGAAAGCAAGGGUAGCGGCUCACACAUCCAAGGCGGUUCCUGGACACGUGGGAGACUCCCUCACCAAAAAGCAAUUAAAAAAACCCAAAAACACAUAGUAUUUGCACUUUGUACUUUAAAUGUAAAUUCACUUUGUAGAAAUGAGAUAUUUAAACAGACGGCUUCAAUCUGUGAAAUGGAAGGGCUGGCUUCAGAAAACUAAUCACAUACAAUGUAUGUGCCCUCUUUUGGCCUUGGAAAUCUGCACUUCGUAGAGAUGUAUUCUGAGUGGCUUCAGGCUUACUUUCUUUAUCCCGCACAUGCUGACGUAGUAGAGCUGUGAGCCGCGGCCCCGACCCCCUGCCCUCCCCCCACC
Lynx canadensis (Canada lynx) is the source of this 1708-nucleotide messenger RNA. It is a transcript of the gene SMOC2, whose product is annotated as SPARC related modular calcium binding 2. The coding region runs from base 1 to 1368 and encodes 455 amino acids. Gene Ontology annotation, cellular component: basement membrane. The transcript is spliced from 13 exons. The record is from RefSeq and is a predicted model, not a curated record. Gene Ontology annotation, biological process: extracellular matrix organization. NCBI's taxonomy places the organism in Eukaryota, Metazoa, Chordata, Mammalia, Carnivora, Felidae. Gene Ontology annotation, molecular function: extracellular matrix binding; protein binding; heparin binding.